UCUUUACUUUUUAAGUUUUUUGCCGUACUUGCAAGUGUGUGUGCUUUAUAGGGCUUCAAUUUUCACUCCAAAAAAUUCCGCUAAAUUUUUUGUGUUUCUCGAUCGGUUAUAUACAUACAAAUCACUUGAAAUCAUGAGCUUUGAAGAGGAGAAAAAGUGUCCUUUGUGUGCUGAAGAGAUGGAUUGGACUGAUCAGCAGUUGAAUCCUUGCAAAUGUGGUUAUGAGGUGUGUGUUUGGUGUUGGCAUCACAUAAUGGAUAUGGCAGAGAAGGAUGCAACAGAGGGACGCUGCCCUGCCUGUCGGACUCCUUAUGAUAAGGAUAGGAUUGUGGGACUGGAAACAAAUUUUCAGAGGGUGGUUGGCAAUGGUUCAAGUCGAAAACAAAAAGUAACAAAGGCAAAGGCAAAACCGAAUGAAGGGAGGAAGGACCUUAGCAAUGUUCGUGUUAUGCAGCGAAAAAUGGCUUAUAUUAUUGGCCUGCCCAUUGAUCUUGCUGAUGAAGAUCUAUUGCAGCGAAAAGAGUAUUUUGGCCAGUAUGGUAAAGUAACUAAGAUUUCCCUCUCUCGGACUGCGGGAGGGGCUCUCCAGCAGUUUAUUAAUGAUAGUUGCAGUGUAUAUAUUACUUACUCAAAGGAGGAGGAAGCUAUGAGAUGUAUUCAAUCUGUGCAUGGUUAUGUUUGGGAUGGUAGACUUUUAAGAGCAUCAUUUGGUACCGCAAAGUAUUGUCAUGCAUGGUUGAGGAAUACGCCUUGCAACAAUCCUUCAUGUUUAUAUUUGCAUACUCUUGGUGCUGAAGAAGAUAGUUUUGGUAGAGAUGAAGUAGCUGCAGUUCAUACUAGGAAUAGAGUUCAGGAAAUAGUUGGUUCCACUCACUAUCCUCAUAAACGCUCAGGAAGUAUGUUACCACCACCUAUAGUUGAUCAAUUAAAUAAACAUAUUGCUCGGGCUCAAGAUCCAGUGUGUAACAAUGGCUCGCCAGAUGUUGCACAUGCAACAGAAGCUACUAGUGAACACUUGCCCGUCAGAUCUUCUAAACAAACGACAACUUUUGUGGAUAUUGUUGGGCGGCCUUCUAAUUCAACUGUUAAAGAUGUGAAUUUGAUUGAGGAAGAACAGAUAUCAAAUCUUGAGACCAAAAGCUCAGAUUCAUUGCUGUUGAAAUCAUCAACUCCCGACCAACUUGUUACUUCACCUACCUCUGAUGAUCAAAAUUUGAAGGUUUUUGUUGGAUCAAGUCAUUCGGGUUCUUCCAUUCCUUCUCCUGCCGCUGAUACAGCUAAGAGCUCUAUUGAUCAUUCUUGGUGGCAUACUGAAAAUAAUAAUCAAGUGAGCAAUUAUGUGGAAGAAGAUACCAUACCAGCUCCAUGUAUGAAUUCCCUGUCAAAUGAGGCUUAUAACGAGAAGAAAUUCCAAAGUUCAGCUAAAUCAGAUAGGAUAUAUAGAGGGGCUAAUUCAUUUUCUAAUGAAGAAAUUGUGGAGCACUUGAGACGGCUAGAUGAUGAUACACCAGUGGAUAAUGAUGAAAAUUUUGCUGCUGUUGAAAGUAGUAUAAUAUCCAAUAUUUUGUCAAUGGAUUUAGAUGAUGAUAAUUCAGAUUACACUCAAACGGUAUCUGGGUUGUUCGAAACAAGAGAUAGGCGGCAUGGUUCUUCCUGGAAUUUUCAGAAUAACGAUCAAUCCAGAUUCUCAUUUGGAAAGGAACUUGGAUUUUCUAAUCAACAAAAUGACUUGCCUGGCAGCAUCGGUCAAGGACUGAAUCUCUCUCUUCAGGAUUCUUGCGAGAACAAAGAUGAUUUUUUCAAAUCCCAGCAACAGGUAGCAUCUAGGGGUUCGAAUGUGGGACCACCAGGAUUCUCUAUGCCCUGCAAGCCUCCACCUGGUUUUUCCACCAGCAUGCGAACUGAACAGGCUAUUCCUGCAAGCUCUGGAAAUUAUGUCAGGGUUGCACCAAAUAAUCAUUAUCGUUCACCAUCGUUGGGCAACCUAAGCAAUGGCAGUGAUGAUCUUAUCGAUCCUGUGGUUGGAGGCAAAUCAUCAACAAACGGGCUGCACACCAACUCAUGGACAUCAUCCUUUUCAUCUCGAUGUUCCAGCUCGUUUGAGGACUUAAAACACUCACUUUUCAUGCAACAACAACCUGUUCCUGCUGCCCCCAUUCCACAUCCUCAGGAUCCUCAGAUUUUUCAAGCCACAAUGCAGCAACAGCAAACACCUCAAUUUCUUUCAUCUCAGGAUCAGUUGUAUGGUGGUCUUACUUCUGGGUUAAUGGAUCUACAGCAGAGCUACAACCCAUCUUUAUUUACCCAACAGCCAAUGUAUGCAAACGGGUAUCAGCAGCCUAACCCCUUGCAGGAGUCUCAACAUCGUAAUAAUAGAAGUGCAGUAGAAAGAUUUGGCUUUGAAAGUUUCUUGCCAGGUUAUGGUGACUAUAUGUUCCAAAUGCCCACUUCGGGCGAUGUAUACACCCGGGUAUUUGGAAUGUAAAGAAUGCACCUACUCAACUUCUCUAGUUUUAUUAAAUGAAAUGAGCGAAAAAGUGUUGGUGGAGAUAUAGUUUGAUUGUGGAUGUUUGGUUCUCAAUUAAGUCGUGAAAUUUGCAACUAAUUUUGCUUUGA
This is a messenger RNA of Erigeron canadensis, 2616 nucleotides long. RefSeq lists its product as uncharacterized. Gene Ontology annotation, biological process: protein ubiquitination. Gene Ontology annotation, cellular component: CCR4-NOT complex. NCBI's taxonomy places the organism in Eukaryota, Viridiplantae, Streptophyta, Magnoliopsida, Asterales, Asteraceae. The transcript has 12 exons. The record is from RefSeq and is a predicted model, not a curated record. The coding region runs from base 134 to 2485 and encodes 783 amino acids. Gene Ontology annotation, molecular function: ubiquitin-protein transferase activity; RNA binding.